AUGUUUACAAAACGAUUUCCGCAUCCGCCUUAUAAAUUUUGUGUCUGCUUGGACAGCUCUUUCUUUCUUUUCUCUCAGACUCUUAACAGACUGAAGAAAUCUCUUCGAGCAAACAAUUAUCAACCAAUCUUAUUUCGACUAAUUUAAUUUUACACAUUUCUCAAAUCAAUAUGGCAGGGAAUGGUCCUGAUAAUUCACGACCUCAAUCUGAUGGAGUUCCCGGUAUGGAACCAGACGGUGUCAUAGAUAGUAACUGGGAAGAAGUUGUCACCAGUUUUGAUGACAUGGGUCUUAAAGAAGAAUUAUUAAGAGGAAUUUAUGCUUAUGGUUUUGAAAAACCAUCCGCUAUCCAGCAAAGAGCUAUCAUACCGUGUAUAAAAGGCCACGAUGUCAUCGCUCAAGCACAGUCUGGUACUGGUAAAACCGCUACCUUCUCUAUCUCAAUUCUUCAACAAAUUGAUACUAGCAUGAAUGAAUGCCAAGCUCUCAUUCUUGCUCCCACUCGAGAAUUGGCUCAACAGAUUCAAAAAGUGGUCCUCUCAUUAGGUGAUUACAUGCAUGCGCAAUGCCAUGCUUGUAUCGGUGGAACCUCAGUGAGGGCUGAUAUCAGCAAGCUUGAAAUGGGCACCCACAUCGUUGCCGGAACUCCCGGAAGAGUUUCGGAUAUGAUUGCAAGGCGUGCUUUACGUACGGACCACAUUAAAAUAUUUGUUCUAGAUGAAGCUGAUGAAAUGCUCUCUAGAGGUUUUAAGGACCAAAUCUACGAUGUUUUUAAAAGACUAGAAACGGAUGUUCAGGUCAUUCUAUUAUCGGCCACCAUGCCACAAGACGUAUUAGAAGUCACCAAGAAAUUUAUGCGUGACCCCGUCAGAAUCUUGGUUAAGAAAGAGGAAUUAACAUUAGAGGGUAUAAAACAAUUUUUUGUAUAUAUUGAACGAGAGGAAUGGAAGUUUGAAACCCUUUGCGAUCUGUACGAGACUCUUACAAUCACACAAGCAGUCAUUUUCUGCAACACCCGAAGAAAGGUUGAUAUGCUAACACAAAAAAUGCAAGCCAGGGAUUUCACCGUGUCACAUAUGCAUGGUGAUAUGGAACAAAAGCAACGUGAUGUCAUUAUGCGUGAAUUCAGAACUGGCUCCAGCAGAGUUCUUAUCACAACUGACUUACUGGCUCGUGGUAUUGAUGUACAACAAGUAUCGCUUGUUAUUAAUUAUGACUUGCCUACUAACAGAGAAAACUAUAUACAUAGAAUCGGAAGAGGUGGCCGUUUCGGUAGGAAAGGAGCUGCCAUUAACUUUGUUACAGCUGACGACAAACGAAACUUACAAGACAUUGAGCAACACUAUAAUACAACUAUAGAAGAAAUGCCUAUGAACGUCGCUGAUUUAAUUUAAACACCCCUUUGAACUCCCUUUAUUUGAAUUAACCCUAUAAAUUGAAUUGAUUAUUGUAUCUUAUAGGAAUGAACAUUGGAUUUCAAAUUGAAUGUGAAAAGGUUAACUUGAACAUUAAAAUGAAAGGUAAAUUGUUGAAUAAAAGAAACAACAAUCAAUUAACUGAAUUAAGUAUUAUUUGAUUUAUCAAUUGUAAGAACAAGUGACAAUUGUAAUAAGAAAAUGACUUGCUUUAAUCUAAUUAGAAUACAUUUGAGAUUUUUUUAUUAA
Molecule: messenger RNA, 1664 nt
Organism: Tetranychus urticae (two-spotted spider mite)
Lineage: Eukaryota; Metazoa; Arthropoda; Arachnida; Trombidiformes; Tetranychidae
Gene: eIF4A
Product: eukaryotic translation initiation factor 4A
Molecular function (GO): RNA helicase activity; nucleic acid binding; ATP binding
Source: RefSeq, a predicted model, not a curated record